This is a messenger RNA of Priceomyces carsonii, 3270 nucleotides long. Its product is annotated as RNA helicase. Gene Ontology annotation, molecular function: RNA helicase activity. The transcript has a single exon. Gene Ontology annotation, cellular component: cytoplasm. The record is from RefSeq and is a predicted model, not a curated record. Lineage: Eukaryota; Fungi; Ascomycota; Pichiomycetes; Serinales; Debaryomycetaceae. Gene Ontology annotation, biological process: nuclear-transcribed mRNA catabolic process, nonsense-mediated decay. The coding region runs from base 1 to 3270 and encodes 1089 amino acids.
AUGGGUGAAUUUACUUGUUUGACAUGCCAGCUAGUGGCCGAAGGGGAUGAGAUAUCAAAGCAUUUGGCUCAAACUAGACACAAGACUGUCAAAUAUAAUGACGUAGAUGAAACUAUAGAGUGUGAAGAAUGCGAUGACUCCAACAUCCAUACGCUUGUGGUAGCCAGAUUUGGGCUUUCGGAUAUGGCUUUGUUAUGCCAGGAGUGCUUAUCGAAAGAAGACAAGCCGGCAACACAGUAUGCUCUAUCUAACGGUUCCUUAUUCAAGAAGAUUGAACAGUACUACACAUAUAGGGACACUCAAUGUAUGGAAUGUGGGUCAGAGAACAAACUAAAUGUUCAAAAGGGUCAUCCUGAAGUAGUUCUUUGCAAAGACUGUUUGGCAAAAGGCAUUUUUAACCAAAGCAAUUUCGUCAGUGAAAAUGAUGAAAACUUUCUCGGAGAGCUUCUUGGUAUCAAAGAGUUUAUCCCCAAGAAUCUGAAAACAAGAUCUCAUAGAAAGGGCGACCGCAAAGGUGGCAAAAAAGGAAAACGUGAAUCACGUCCUAAGAAGGUGACUCAAGAAACUGAGCAAAGGAGAGCUCAUUACGAAAACUCAAGAGCUACUUCAAUGGCUAUAAAAAGUGGAAAGACGAUGUUGGCAGUAGGUUCAGAAUCACCUACUCCUACAAGAUCUAAGAGUCCAACGCUCCCUCAAAAAUCGAGAGCCAAGGAAAGUAGUCCGGCAAAACUGUCGUUUUCGAAAAAGAAGCAAGCGACGUUCAAUGGUCCAUCAAUUUCAGAGAAGUCGAAACUGAGUUCAAACCGCUCUGUCCCAACGAAAGGAAAGAGCACUUUCAAUAAAGGAGCCAAUGGAUCCCAUUCAUCUAUGCCCACGCAGAAACAAGCUUUUGCAUCUUCAAAGUUGAAAGAAUCCCACUCAAAGGAAGAAGGUGAUAAAAAGGUACGAGAGUCGAAUAAAUCGAGCUCUAAGGACUCCAAAGGCGUAAAAGUGUCUCUCAAAAAACCCGAAAAGGGGAAUAUCAAGAAGGCUGAUAUCAAGAAGGCUGAUUUCAAGAAGAUUGAUGGCAAGAAGAAAGAAAAUCAAAAGGCUGGCCCCAAGAAGAAUGAGAAUGAGAAGGCUAACUUCAAGAAGAGAGAAAACGGUAAAGACGAAUCUGCUAACAAAAAAGCACCAAAGGAUAUUGCCAACACAAAGAGUCAGAAAAACGGCACCAAGACACAAGAACAAGCUCAAUUUGUUCUUCCACCUAACAUAUCAAAGUAUGUGCCGUCACCGGAAACGAAACUUUCAUACGAAUCGAUAAACUCAUAUUUCAAAGAAAUGAGUUACAACCUAUAUCUUGAAGAAAAGCUAAGUAACGAUGCUUCGAACCUGAAUUUAUUUAUUGAUUCAUCAGAUAUGACGAUAGAAUGGUAUGCUGAACAAGAUAAGAAAUAUAAGCAAUAUAAGGUAUCAAUACUAGUGGAUGAGACAUUUGCUAAAAGAUUUAUAUCCAAGAAAAUGUUGAAUUUUAAAAAGACACCCUUCUCUCUUUCGCAAACCAUCUUUUUGGUUUUAAAUGACGAAAUAUUUUGGCCUGGACAAAUUGUAACAUCUGAUACUAAGAGUGCAACAAAAAAUCGCAAGAAUGGACCUAAGAUAUAUGAAAUGGUUAUUCAGUUGUAUGACUGGAAUGAUCAGCCAUUACCGGUUUCUGUGAAUGUCCAUUGGCUCAAAAUAAUGCCAGCUUCAGUUCCAAUCAGUAGAGUUUUCCUUGCGAUGUCAAGAAUAGAAAACUCGAAAUUUACUAAAAUGAUUUUGGGAAAGGAACAAAUCCGUCAAAUAUCUUUCAAAAACUACGUCAAAUAUAGCAGAGAUACUCUUAAUGAUUCGCAGAAAGUGGCAGUUCAAUCAGUGUUAAAUAAUUCAAUUACAGUGCUCAAGGGUCCUCCAGGAACUGGUAAAACAUCAACAAUUUACGAAAUAGUAUUGCAGUUAUUAGAAAACUUGAACACUUAUCCAAUUUUAGUUGUCGCUGCCUCAAAUAUUGCUAUUGACAAUAUUGCAGAGAAGCUUUUGCUGAGACAUGAGCGUUCAAUCUUGAGAAUAGUAUCCAAUGAAAAGGAGAAGGAGUACAAUAGGGAACAUCCGUUAGCUGCAAUAUGUUUGCACCAUAAAGUAUACGAUGCCCUACCGCUAUCCAUGAAGCAAGCUUUAGAUGACAUACGUUUCAAUAGCGGUAGAAAUGUUAGUCAAAAUAUGUACAAAAAUUUACUAGCAAAACAAAUUUCUUUGUCAAACACUUUUAUAGCACAAGCUAGGGUGAUCUUUUCGACGACCGUAGUUGCAGGAGGAAAUCAAUUGAAAUCUGUUAGUAAAUUGCCUGUUGUUAUAAUGGAUGAAGCUACACAAUCCACUGAACCAACUACAUUAAUACCGAUGUCUAUGCCUGGUGUUGAUAAAUUUGUUUUCGUUGGUGAUCAAAAACAAUUGAGUAGUUUCACUCAGGUCCCUAAACUAUCUUUAUCUCUUUUUGAAAGAGUAUUACUUAAUGGAACCUAUAAGGAACCGCACAUGUUGGAUACGCAAUAUAGGAUGCAUCCUAUGAUAAGUGAGUUCCCAAGAAAAAGGUUCUAUGAUGGUUUAUUAAAGGAUGGAAUAACUGCAGAAGACAGGUAUCUAGAAGGAAUUCCAAAAAAUCCCGUCUACUUUUGGGAUACAGUUGGAAAAGUCCCUGAGCAAAGGGUUAGAGUUGGGUUCCGUGAAGAUAGAGGAUAUACCUACACAAAUAAAGGAGAGGCGGAUAUGAUUAUCAAAGUUUUAAUUGACCUUAUUUAUAACAAGAAUAUUCCCAAGUCUGAAAUUGGAAUUGUUACGCCUUAUAGAGGUCAAAGAGACUUGAUAUCGUCCAUAAUGGUGGGAAACGAUUUGAUCAACCCCGAGAAAGAUAUUAUUCAUGAGGAUGACGAUAGGGAUGAUAUAUACAAUGAGACAAAAACCGUUACUGUGCAGAUUGUUUCAAAUAUCAUGGUUGCAUCGGUUGAUGCUUUUCAGGGUCGUGAGAAGAACAUCAUUAUAAUGUCUUGCGUCAGAUCAAAUACUGAUAACAAAAUUGGUUUCCUUACAGAUGAGAGAAGACUUAAUGUUGCCUUGACAAGAGCUAAAUAUAGCCUCAUUCUAGUCGGUGAUGCCUCGUGCUUGUCCAAGAGUAGCACUCUUUGGAAGGAAUAUUUGGACCAUUUAAAAGAAAAAAAUUCCGUCUUUGGCUCAGAGGAGUUCACCUAUUAG